Leptosia nina is the source of this 4053-nucleotide messenger RNA. NCBI's taxonomy places the organism in Eukaryota, Metazoa, Arthropoda, Insecta, Lepidoptera, Pieridae. The record is from the annotation of a GenBank genome assembly.
AUGAGAGUCCUUAAUCUUCCGCUCGUUGUAGGCUAUAAUAUGUUCAAUCUCGCAUAUUUGAUCAAGGCGACACUCAUAGAAAAGAAAACAAUUUUGGAUAAUGUUUCCGGUUUGUUCAAAUCGGGCCAUCUUACUGCCAUCAUGGGUCCCUCAGGGGCUGGAAAGUCGUCACUUCUAAAUGCUCUCACAGGAUUCUGUAUUAACGGUGUCAAAGGAACGGUCAGAGCUGGUGACGCGGUCUGUGAAUUACGAAAGAACACAUCAGCGGCUUCACUACGAGCUUAUCGCAAGAAAUCGUGUUAUAUCCUGCAAGAUGACAGACUGGAUCCACUCUUCACCGUCAACGAACUAAUGAACUUCGCCGCUGACUUGAAGCUAGGGAAUAUGGUCACGAACAGAAUAAAGACGUCCAUUAUAGCGGAUAUUUUGCUAACUUUAGGCUUGAAGGGUACCGAGAACACGAGAGCGGGAAACCUGUCAGGUGGUCAGCGAAAGAGAUUGUCUAUCGCUGUUGAACUUAUUGACAACCCACCUGUUGUUUUCCUCGACGAACCCACCACUGGGUUAGACAGUCUAACGACUACUCAAUGUGUAAGCAUGCUGAAGGAACUUGCUCGCGGUGGUCGGACGAUCGUUUGUACGAUACACCAGCCGACUGCUCUCAUAUACAAAAUGUUUGAUCAGGUAUACAUCCUCGCUGAGGGAAUGUGCAUAUACGACGGCUCGAGUGAGAACACGGUGCCGUACCUAGCGUCCAUGGGCUUUAAUUGUCCUAUGUACCACAACCCCGCUGAUUAUAUUCUGGAAAUAGCAAACGGGGAGUACGGCAAGUUCAAUGAGCUACUUGCCGCCCGCUGCACCCGCGACCAGAAGAUGGAGAAGAUCACGCUUCCGGUAGAAGAGCAGGCUUUCCAAAUCGAGUGUGGAAAAAUGUCCGUCAUGAUUAACCAGCCCCACGAGGCUUACAAGUUUGGCAUUUUGUUCAAACGGUGUCUCAUACAACAGUAUAGAGAUUGGACCGUAACACAUCUUAAGGUUGUCUUGCACUUCUGCUUGGGGAUAUUACUGGGCCUAUUCUAUGACAAUUCGGGCAGCGACGGGUCCAAGACUUUCAGUAAUCUCGGCUUCCUCAUUAUUUCGGCAACCUACCUCUGCUACACGUCCGUCAUGCCAGCUGUGCUUAGAUUUCCUGAUGAAUUGCCUGUGUUGAAGAAGGAGAACUUUAAUAAUUGGUACAGCCUGAAAACGUAUUAUGCAGCUACGUUGGUCACCACUAUACCAAUUCAAAUUUGGUACAGCCUGGUGUACUCCCUGCCUGCGUACUUGAUCACAGGUCAACCCGUAGAGUUGUCUCGAUUUGUAAUGUUCGUUAUAGUGCUAGCCAACGUUACACUUUUAGCUGAUUCCAUAGGCAAUGUGAUCGGAUCGUGCGUUAACCCAAUUAACGGCACUUUUAUUGGCGCAAUUACUACGUGCGUGAUGCUCGGAUUCGCUGGUUUCCUGGUGCUGCUACCGCAUAUGCAUCCCAUAAUGCAACUCAUUUCGUAUGGGUCCUUCCUGAGACACGCUUUUGAAGCCCUGGUCUUGGCUCUUUACUCGUACGGGAGGUCGCCCAUGUACUGCCCGGAAACGGUGGCCUACUGUCAUUUAAGAUAUCCCAAGGAACUUAUUAAGGAGCUGAGCUUGAAGCCGGACAAUUACUGGACGGACAUAAUCAUACUGGCUUCCGAAUUCGUCGUUCUUAGGAUAAUAGGAUAUCUAACUCUAAGGCGAAUGGUCAAGAAUAAGGCUACCUAUUACGAAAUAUUGGGGGUAUCCAAACAAGCGUCAAGUCAUGAGAUAAGACAAGCAUACAAGAAAUUGGCUGUUAAAUUACAUCCAGAUAAGAACUCUAAUGAAGAAGAACGUGAGCAAUUUUUAAAAAUCACAGAAGCCUAUGAAACACUUAAGGAUCCAGAAAAACGGAAGCAGUAUGACAUUUAUGGAUCUCGACAAUCCCACAGUGGGAACUCUGGAUAUAGGUCCCAGUCAGAAUAUGAUGAUUUAUUUACAAAAGGACUUUAUCAUAGAGACCCUAAUGUGGAAUCAAUUAAUCCAUCUAGUUAUAAAACUUUUCUCACCAACGGCAUGGUUUUUAUUAACUUUUACUCACCAUUUUGUCCACCCUGUCGAAGUUUGGCUGACGAUUGGAAAAAGUUAGCCGAAGUCUACAAAGGAAUUGUAAAAGUCGGUGCAGUGAACUGUAAAUACUACAACAUGUUUUGUUAUAACUCAAUGAGGAUAGGUAAUUAUCCAUCGUUGUAUUUUUUUCCCUAUGGAAAAGACGGCAGCUACGUACACUAUAAGGGACGGCAUUCAUUUGAAGACUUGGAAGAAUUCGUUGUGGGUUAUAUGAAGAAGAAGGUGACAAUACCUUAUGUAACUUCCAUACGAGAUAGCGACAGCCCCAUAACGUACGUUCUCGAUACAGAAUUGGACGAAAAGAUGCUCAUUCGUGUGGCAUAUCGAUUGUAUUGGGUGACUACUGUGGUGAAGAUCGACGAUGAAAUGCGAAAUAAAUUAUCAAAAGAUUUAGACACCACUAUUCUGCUGAAGUACAACAAUAGAACAGUUUGGAUAAACUCGCUUGACGAACAGACCAUCGUCACGAAAGUGGUCGAGGCUUUGCCACAAAAUGAGCAAAUUGGAUUGAAGAAAAUACAGGAUAUAAGAAAUGAACUCCGCAAUGGAGACCAGACACCGUGGGUUCUAUAUUUCUCAACAAAGGGAGACGAUAAACUGCCUUUGUACCAUCUGAAGUUUGCAACGCCUAACAUGAACUUUGGUGAAAUAAAUUGUGAGAAACUGGGCGAGUUAUGUCACUCCCUGCAAGUAAAUAAAGCCCCGGCUUGGGGGAUCUUGAAGCCAGGUGGCGGCUACCAAAGGCUGUUCGUGGAACCGACGCCUGAGAUUCUAGAAAAAUGUGUUGCCGCUUAUAACCUGCACACCCUCUCUGCCGCUGACUUUAAGAGGAUCCUUGAGGAUGAGGCCACCACGUGGGUGCUGAUAAUAGCUCCACAUAAGACAACAUGGGAACACAUGUUCGAGCCAUUUAUAGAAGCCGCGAUUUCCUUCAGAGAGUUAGGAUUUAGUUUCGGUAUAAUUUCGUGCAGUGCGCACACGGACGAUUACUGCCGAAAGGUAUCUAACAAGGCGAUUGUGGCCGUACAAGAGAGGGGGAAAUUGCACAGGUAUCGCGGGGAAGUGGACAAAGCUGGUAUUGUGGAGUUUGUCGACUUAAUAAAAGACAUCGAUGACUUCAGUCUGAACGAGCAACAAGUACUGGAGAUAAGCGACGUGUGGAGCCGAGAAAGCACUUGGCUGGUGGCGUUCUUUCCUCGACACUGCGGGGAAGACUGUGACGACCUUAUGCACGAAAUGAGAAUAGUCUCAAAGCGGUUACGUCCCUUAAAAUUCGUCCGAGUGGGCGCCCUCUGGUGUAAGCGAAGCGAAGGCAACGGGGCCUUUUGUGCAAACGUACGUUCGCCCACCCUACGUGUUUAUCCCCUGGCUUCGGGGCGACAUUUUACCAUUCCCCUGCAGCAGCUAUCCAAAUCGGCUUACAUUUUGGAAUGGGCGCUAAACUACAUAGAUGAUUCUGUUGUAAAAAUUAACACCCGAACAUUUCAAAAUAAAAUCCAACAGAACGACGGGGACGAAAAACCGUGGGUUGUAUAUUUCCAUUCGCCGAGGUGCUACAGGUGCUAUGAAAUGUACACAGACUUUGCGAUAGUAGCUCACCACCUCAACAACGUGAUAAACUUCGGAAAGGUGAACUGUAUAUCGGAGCACGCCGUCUGCCACCAGGAGUAUAUCACCAGUUACCCCACCAUGCGCAUAUACCUAAACAAAAACGAGCGGCAACCGUAUCGGGCGGUCGUCAACAUUCCCGUCUCGGGUUAUACUCAAAUCUGGGACGACCUGCAGCCCCACGUGAAAGACUACAGCGAAGACAUCCUAGCUAAGUUUCAAAGUUUCGACAUUAAAAGCCAGUACUUAAAGGACGAAUUGUAA